AUGAUAUCAACAUAUUCAUUAAAUGGUUGCGACAAUGACACAAGUGUUCAAGACACGCUGUAUCGUUAUUGCCAAGAAAACAAUUUAGAAGAACUUCGAAACAUUUUACCAUUUCUUCGUAAUGCAUCUGUCAUUAACGAAAUCCAUACCGCAACAGGUUCCACGUGUUUGCAUGUUGCAUGCUAUCGUGGACAUAAAGAUGUAGUAGAAAUUCUAUUACAACAUGGAGCUUCGUCUUCGAUCAGAAAUACACGACAUUAUUUAACACCUUACGAAGAAGCCGGUACAGAGGAUAUCAAACAAUUAUUGAUCAAGUAUGAAAGAUUAUUUUCAAGUUCCACUCGUUAUUAUAUUGAAUGGUCAAUGGUAGGCGAUGAUCUUCUCAGUAAACGUCGCCAAUUUCGCGAAAUAAUUGAUUUAUAUAAAGCCUAUAAUAAUCGUCACUUAAUAUCCAAACUAUUAACUGAAGUGAUUCAUUAUUAUUUGAAUGACUAUCUACUGAAUGAAAUUAAUCAAGCUGAAAGCACUAAGUCGGAAAUUAUCCGUCAACAGAUAGAAACAGUCCAAACGUAUUUUCAAGAAGCAAUUAAUAAACAUGACUAUUUAACAUAUUUUAUAAAAGCUUACACAUUAACAACUUGUUUUUAUCAAAAACUAAAUGAACAUUUAGCUAUGUAUAUAUUAGAAUAUUUCGAUGAAACAGGACGAUCAUCAUCAAAUUAUCGUCUCGUGAAUUGUCUUGUUCAUAUUGUUACACUGCUAAUUUAUCAUCCAAACUUACCGCUAUAUCAGUUUCAAGGUGUUUGCUAUCGUGGUAUGAGAAUAACACAAAAGGAUUUAGAUCAAUAUCAAUUAGGUCAGCAUAUACUAAAUCGUUCGUUUUUAUCAACGUCCGCUUAUCGUUCAGUAGCAGAAAUGUUUGCUGGUGAAGGUCAACAGAGUUGCAUGAGGCGUAGUUAUCAAGAUCACCGUUCUUUGCAAUAUUCUUGUAUAUGCAAAUAUGAAAUAAAACAAGAGUCAACAGCUAUUAAUAUAGAAAAUUUAUCGACAAGACCAGAUGAAAAAGAAGUUUUAAUUAUUCCAUUUAGUGUUUUUGAAGUAACAAAUAUUAAAAUAAAUCCCCUUGAUCCACCAAGUAAAAUUUCAGUUGAAAUUGAAUUAAAAGAAUGUGAGGAUAUAAAUAAAUCUGGCAAGUUCCAAAAAUGUACAAUUCAUACAUAUCUUCUAUAUAGUAUCACUGGAUUAUUACUGCUAUUAGCUUUCAUUUUGGCUUUCAAUAUUAAAAUAAAUAUCAAUGCAAAUAUGGCAACUCCUAAAAUGCAAAUAGAUGAUGAUGUCGAUUAUCCAGUAGGUCCAGAUUGUCCAAAUAUAUUAAAUCGAUCUAUGUGGAAUGCAAGACCAUUUUUAAGUCGUGACUACUUACAACUAUUACCGGUUACACAUAUUGUAAUAAGACGCAUGGGAGUUUCGAAUUCAUCAAUGAAUAAAUUAGAUUGUGCUAAACAAAUAAAAAAAUGUCAAGCGUAUCAUAUGGACACAUUAGGCUGGUUUGAUAUUGGUUUUAAUUUUAUUAUAUGUGGUGCUGAUGGUCAAAAACAAAUUUAUAAAGGUAGAGGAUGGAAAUAUAUUGGUGCACAUUGUAAAGGUUACAAUGCCAGAUCAUUGGGUAUUGUUGUCAUGGGUAAUCAGGCCAAUAGGGAGUCAUGCAAAAUAAUUAAAUCAAUAAUUCAAUGUGGUAUUACACAGAAUAACAUUAUGAAAAAUUUCACAUUAGUUGGAGAUUUAAAAGAAACAAAUAUUCAUAACUAUUAUUUGAACUAUUUUAUCAAUGAUCCUGAUAUUCAUUAUGCUAACGUAUCCAUGAAUAAAAAAACUUUUUGCCAAUAA
Messenger RNA from Rotaria socialis, 1887 nucleotides. Lineage: Eukaryota; Metazoa; Rotifera; Eurotatoria; Philodinida; Philodinidae. The record is from the annotation of a GenBank genome assembly.